Talaromyces proteolyticus is the source of this 1842-nucleotide messenger RNA. Its product is annotated as putative beta-ketoacyl synthase. Gene Ontology annotation, biological process: fatty acid biosynthetic process. The record is from RefSeq and is a predicted model, not a curated record. NCBI's taxonomy places the organism in Eukaryota, Fungi, Ascomycota, Eurotiomycetes, Eurotiales, Trichocomaceae. The transcript is spliced from 8 exons. Gene Ontology annotation, molecular function: 3-oxoacyl-[acyl-carrier-protein] synthase activity. Bases 494 to 1777 code for a protein of 427 amino acids.
CUUCAUCGGAACUGCCGUGCGGGGAACCCCUCACGCUGUUGUACCAACCAGCUGUUAGGUCGCACCCGGCAGAACGAGCGUAUCAAAGGCGGGCGGAGUGGCCGCAUCGUGCAGACUUUCCCUUCUCGACCAGCUCCAAGCCCAUCCCCAAAUCAAAAACCAGAAAUCCUUCUGCGUCUGAGUCGCCACCACCAGCCCGACCAAUCGUCGCAUAUCCUUGACUUAUCGACCUUUCCCCCUCUUUGGUCGAGGGAUUUGUUAUAGUCCACAAGCUUAUCGUAACUGAUAAUAAUAUCGGUGGAUUUGUACAGCUUCGAUAUUGCCGAAGUCUUGCCUAAAGAAGAAGGAACUGGCGGUUUAAUUCGGCUAGCUAGAUACAGUAGCUUAUGUAUGCGGACUCUUGCGUACUACGUUGUUGUGUUCGAAGCAUAUUAUUAUUCGAAUUCGCCGAGGUUAUUAUUGUUUCUAGCUAGACUACUAGACGCAUGAUGCCAUGCGGAGGGUGGUUGUUACUGGAUUGGGCGCAGUGACGCCUCUUGGUGUAGGUAUCCGCCAUACUUGGUCUCGUUUACUAGACGGCCACUGCGGAAUCGUCAAUGUUGCAGACCGUCACCCACGAUUUGCCGAAAUUCCAUCGCAGAUCGCUGCAGUUGUCCCAUCUGGCGUUCGCAAAGAUGGAGGGUGGAAGCCGUCGGAAUGGCUAAGUCGGGAUGACGAGCGUAAAAUGGCUAAAUUCACCCAAUUCGCCUUGGCUGCCACCCAGGAAGCCCUCGAUGAUGCUGGCUGGAGACCGCUAUCCCAUGAACAGCGGGAGGCAACGGGUGUCUGUUUGGGCUCCGGGAUUGGGAACUUUGAAGAAAUCUACGAUACUGUUGUGGCGUAUGAACACAAUGGAUACAAGAAAAUCUCGCCUUUGUUUGUCCCCAAACUGCUCAUAAAUCUUGGCGCAGGACAUAUUUCCAUGAAAUUCGGUUUCACGGGCCCUAAUCAUGCCGCAACGACAGCGUGUACCACGGGUGCCCACUCCGUAGGAGACGCUGCUCGUUUUAUUGCUUUUGGCGAUGCAGAUGUCAUGGUAGCCGGCGGCGCUGAGUCUUGUAUCCAUCCUCUAGCACUAGGAGGCUUUGCGCGCGCGAGAAGCCUUUCUACUGGCUACAACGACAAUCCCACAAAAUCAUCAAGACCAUUUGAUGCCGAUCGCCAAGGUUUCGUUGUGGGAGAAGGAGCUGCAGUCAUGAUUCUUGAGGAACUCGAACACGCCAAGACACGCGGUGCUCGUAUAUAUGCUGAAGUAAAAGGCUACGGCACAUCUGGAGAUGCAUAUCACUUAACAGCGCCCAAAGAGAACGGUGAAGGGGCUCUAGCUGCCAUGAGAAAGGCGCUGAAGAACGCCAAAAUGCCGCCUUCGGCAGUCGAUUAUAUCAAUGCGCACGCGACUUCAACGGUAGUAGGGGAUGCUGCUGAGAAUGCAGCUAUAAAGACAUUACUACUCGGUCCUGAGGGGAAGUCAGAUGCUGGGGAAAUCAAUGUGAGCAGUACUAAAGGUGCGAUUGGCCACUUGUUGGGUGGUGCAGGGGCCAUUGAGGCUAUCUUUGCGGUUUUGGCUAUUCACGAGAAUAUCAUGCCCCCCACUAUCAACCUCGACAAUAAGGCGCCCGAAUUCAACUGCAACUAUGCCGCCAACGCGGCGCAAGAGCGAAAUAUAGCCGUCGCCUUGACAAACAGUUUCGGAUUUGGCGGGACGAACAGCACGAUCUGUUUUGCAAGAUACCAAUAGACUGUAAUUUUAUCGUGUAUAAUCUAUGUAUAUUAGUGAAGUGAGAAAUAAAAUAAAAGAACGUC